Meloidogyne enterolobii is the source of this 365-nucleotide messenger RNA. NCBI's taxonomy places the organism in Eukaryota, Metazoa, Nematoda, Chromadorea, Rhabditida, Meloidogynidae. The record is from the annotation of a GenBank genome assembly.
AUGGAUGAAGAAUUGCAAAAAUUAAUUAAUAAUUGGCUAGAAUGGGAUAAGAACGAAAACACUCGAAGUCAAAUUCAAAAGCUGGUUGAUUCAAACAAUUUAUCAGAACUUAAAGCUUUGAUGAUUGGCAAACUUUCCUUUGGAACUGCAGGUUUUCUUUAAAUUUUUUGGAUUGGUUUUUGGGGAAACUCGGGCUCCACAGAAUUGUUGACGCAUGCAUAUUAGUGAUCGAGAUUUUUUUAAAAGCCUGGGCUUGUUCCUGGGUUCCGUGUUUGAUUUAUUGACUUGGGCUUGUAGUUCAGUGAAAUUCCAGGAAAGUCAAAAGUGCCUGGACUCUGGAUACAGGAAAAGCCCAGGCCUUGUUC